AAUAUCAUUCAUUCGUUCAUGUUUAAUCGAUAAAAAAUUGCUCCUCGAAGAGGUUAUAAAAAUGUGAGAGUUUUGUGUCUCAAAAUAAUUAUUAAGAUAAAGUGAGAUAUAAACCGUAAGAAUGUUGUACGACGAUUUUAAACCGAUUGUUGACUUAGUUUUGAAUAACUGGACAGCGUUACAACUGGCUGUCGAACAUGGGAUGGGUGCACCUGGGGGUGAAAAGACUGCGCAACUGAUGGCAGUGUACAUAGCAAGAUACUGCGUUGAGAAUGUAGUGGACAGAGAUGAACUCGCUGAAGUUAUUGAAGAUCUCAUGGACGAGGAGUUUGAGACUGUCUGUCAUGAUGACUCGCCCAGAGAAAUAGCAAUUCUACUACUACAGUUCUUAACACUUCUCAAAGAAGGUCGACAUGAUGAACUCCGAGCUAGGCUGGAUGCAAUGCCCAAAUGUCAAAAAUGGUUGAGCCAACCGAUACAUGAAUCAGUACCUCCACAAUGCCAUGGCAAUCCUGAUGAUGACUCAACAUGCAGUAGUGAUGAUGACGAUGAUGACGUGCCUGACAACAAUAUGAAUGGGGCAGCUGCCUCUUCAUCCAAACCAAAACAAGAACCAGAGCCAAUGGAUGAAGACGGAGACCCUGGAUGGACAGUGAUGAUGGUCAUAGAUUCAUCAGAAGAAUCUGACGAAGAAGAUCAGGAGAAUACCCAAGGCCCAGAAGAAAGAAUGGCGGGACGAACUCGACAUCUGCGACAAGGAUUGACCUCAGUAAAAGAGGAGAAAGGCUAG
Molecule: messenger RNA, 790 nt
Organism: Spodoptera littoralis (African cotton leafworm)
Lineage: Eukaryota; Metazoa; Arthropoda; Insecta; Lepidoptera; Noctuidae
Source: the annotation of a GenBank genome assembly